GGCUAGGGAACAGCACGGAGCCAGUGAAGCAUCCAGCCUGCCAAACGAGCCAGGGUUUGGGGUCAGGAACCGGUCUGACAACAGAAUGGCAAUCCUGCGUGCAGGCUGUCACUAGGACUUUUCAUACCAGGAUGAACCCCACCGAACGCUGGAUCUAAAGGCUACAAACAGACGGAAAGAAUGCCAGAAUAUAUUUCAGGGCAUUGUGAGUGCUGCUGAAGAUGUCUGAUAGUGCGGGCACUGAAGAGAAACCUCCAGCCCCGCCCCUGAGAAUGAACAGCAACAACAGAGACUCUUCAUCAGCCAAUCACAGCUCUAAACCCCUUCCAAUGGCUCCAGAGGAGAAGAACAAGAAGGCUCGUCUGCGCUCGAUAUUUCCAGGAGGUGACAAGACCAAUAAGAAAAAAGAAAGGGAGCGUCCAGAGAUUUCUCUGCCCUCUGACUUCGAACACACCAUACACGUCGGCUUUGAUGCAGUUACCGGAGAGUUUACGGGCAUCCCUGAGCAGUGGGCACGACUCCUCCAGACGUCCAACAUCACCAAGCUGGAGCAGAAGAAGAACCCACAGGCCGUGCUGGACGUUCUCAAGUUCUACAACUCCAAAGAGACCGUCAACAACCAGAAAUACAUGAGCUUUACCUCUGGAGAUAAAUCAGCACAUGGUUAUAUAGCACCUAAUCCUCUGAAACGCCUCCUGUCUGGGCCUGCUCUCACCAUUAGAUCCUGCAGCGCAUUAUUUGACAAGGCUACAAAGACCACAACUGAGCCGCCACUAGCCCCCCCUGUGUCAGAGGAGGAAGAGGAGUUUGAUGAAGAGGAUGAAGAAGACGAUGACGAGGAGGAGGAAGAUGAAGAAGAAGAUGAUGAUGACGAGCCUCCGCCUGUCAUUGCUCCUCGACCGGAGCAUACAAAAUCUAUCUUCACCCGCUCUGUCCUUGAGCCAGCUCUACCCACUGCUCCUGUCAAAGAGGAGUCCAAAUCCCCUGAAUCGCUGGCCCCGGAGAACACCUCCAGCGCUCUGUAUCGACACACGGACCGUCAGAGGAAGAAGUCCAAGAUGACAGAUGAGGAAAUACUAGAGCGAUUGAGGAGCAUUGUGAGUGUGGGAGACCCAAAAAAGAAGUACACGCGCUUCGAGAAAAUAGGACAAGGAGCUUCUGGGACUGUGUACACGGCCAUCGACGUUGCCACAGGACAGGAGGUGGCUGUAAAACAGAUGAACUUGCAGCAGCAGCCAAAGAAGGAGCUCAUUAUCAAUGAGAUCUUGGUGAUGAGGGAAAACAAAAAUUCCAACAUCGUAAACUACCUGGACAGCUACCUGGUGGGGGACGAGCUGUGGGUCGUGAUGGAGUACCUCCCCGGGGGCUCCUUGACCGAUGUCGUUACCGAGACCUGCAUGGACGAGGGUCAGAUCGCGGCUGUCUGCAGAGAGUGUCUUCAGGCGCUGGACUUCCUGCACUCCAACCAGGUGAUCCACAGGGACAUCAAAAGUGACAACAUCCUGCUGGGAAUGGACGGGUCUGUGAAACUCACGGAUUUUGGCUUCUGCGCCCAGAUCACCCCAGAGCAGAACAAACGCAGCACCAUGGUGGGCACGCCCUACUGGAUGGCCCCUGAGGUGGUGACCCGCAAAGCCUAUGGCUCCAAGGUUGACAUCUGGUCCCUGGGCAUCAUGGCUAUUGAGAUGGUGGAAGGGGAGCCUCCAUACCUCAACGAAAAUCCUCUCAGGGCCCUGUAUCUGAUUGCUACCAACGGAACACCUGAGCUCCAGAACCCAGAGAAGCUGUCCGCCGUGUUCCGCGACUUCCUCAACCGUUGCCUAGAAAUGGAUGUUGACAGGAGAGGAUCUGCGAAGGAACUCCUACAGCACCCGUUCCUGAAGUUAGCCAAACCCCUCUCCAGCCUGACGCCCCUUAUUGUAGCUGCUAAGGAAGCCAUAAAGAAUAGCAGUCGCUAAGGGAAGGGAUGAUGCCCAGCCAAAGAGACCUCCUGGAGAACAUCGACCCCUCUGUUCAUGAGACACGGGGGUCAUGUGACUGAUGGGACAGCACAAGGACAAAUAUACUGCCUUUCCAAGGAGCAAUUAAAGGGCAUCUGUGCUUUUGCUUUUCUCUGGACCACCAACUAAUUUAUGUCUCAUUAAGCAUUCUUUUAAAUGUCUGAUUGUGGCGUCUGUCAGAAUCAGGUCCAGUGAUGGACCCUAGCUUUGCAGAAGCCAUCUCCGAGUAUGGUUAAAAAAAGAAAACUUGUGCUUUUGCAGUUCUCUGGAUUCAGAAAGGCAUCAGAGAGAAGUGAGAAGAGCCUCUUUUUUAAACUGCAAACCUCAAUUUCUACCCUCUUAAGACUGGACCUUGGUCCCUGAACUCCCCCUUGAGUUUUCGUUUGGACCAUCAAAUCUCAUCCAUGCUGAACAUUUCAAAAAGAGAUGCCAGAGAUUAAUGCUGACCAAGUGUACCAUGCUGACUCCUCAAUACAAGUGCAUGACAAAUUAUCUGCCAAUUUUAUGUAAUGAGCUGGCUGAAAUUAUGUGUGCCUGCUUCGGGAGAGUUUGAAGAGUUUGAAUUGAGAGAAAUGAAGGCAAAUGUGUAAAUACUGUGAAAUGAAAACCUGUUGUGGGCUAGUCCAGCAUUUAAAACGGAAGUGAUUGGACUGCAGAAUAAGCAAAUAUAUACUGUUUUAAAUUAAAUUCCCAAGAACCUGCAAAAUACCCUUUUGUCCACAUAUAGUGGAUAGAAUGGAGUGGAAUUGGAUGAAAACUAAGAACAUGUCUUUUUCAAUGAGAAAACAAAAAAAAAAGUAUUUGGAAAGGAGAUUCCAUGUGCAUUAUGACAGGCCAUUAGUACAAACUAUUGGGAUUCGUGAAUGGAUCAGGGACAUAAGCCGUAUGUGUGCUGCGUAUUUAUAUCUCUCCACGAAAUAUGUAUAAAAUUUUGCAAUGGGUGACAUUUUUUAAACAACUUAAAUUACAAUUUUCUGUCUCAGUAGCUACGUCCUCAAAAUUAUGUUGGGAAAAACUUCAAGUGUUUACAAAUCCAUAGGCUAUAACAAGUGAUUGUGUAUCGUUUUGUGAUUGCUGCCCUAUUUUGUUACCAUCAGAAACUACUUAAAUUCAGUUGUUUCAUAUUUCUUCAUUUCCUUAUGGGACCUUGAGCAAAUACUUCAGUGAGAACAAACCAUUACAUUGGAUACGGUCAAAAAUUCUGAGUGGGAAGUAUAACCAUCGAAGUAUCCACCAUGGUUUGUUUCAAAUUCUGCCAAUUCCUCUUUUAAACAAAUAUGGCCUUGUAAUCUUUCAUAACUUUUGCUCCUUUAAUUAGUUUGUAGUUUUGUCAAAAGGAUGUGGAAUGUGAAAGGUAAAUAUGUUUUAAGGUUUUACAUAAUUCUUUUAGAGUCUGUGAACUUCACACUGAGAGGGUGGGGGAGGGGGCAGUGGUGGUUGAGUUGAGAGCAGUUGUUUCCUAUGGAUUACUUUCUUAAUAAACAUAAACAUGACGCACAACAUUAGGAUCUAUAUCCAUUUGUGCAAUUGUACUGUAAUUCUCUGCUCCUGUAAUUCUUCAACACCCGCUGCAUGGGUGGCUGUGUGUAUGGCUGGAGAUGGCUGACAGCACUGCACCUAGGAGGAUACCUCAUCUUCUGGGGAGGCUACCUCAGCCAGCCCUGGAUGCUACUGUUACUGCUGUGAAACAUCACUAUUUGGGCUCUGGAUAGGGACACUGUGGCUGGGAUCGUACCCCAAUAAGUCUUCUCGGAACCCCUACUAAGAUAUGAGUCACAAAGGAAAGUGACUCAUUCUAUUGACACCCCCUGCUGGAAGAUAAAAUGGGUGACCUACUUUACUGGUUACUGGGGUAUUAAAGGAAGGAUGCUUGUUAUUUUUCAUUUGAACAAACAGUAAAUAUUUCCAAUCAACUUAGACCUUCAAAACAGCUGGGCAACAUAUGACCCUUUCUAGAUCAAGUAAGAGGAGGAGAAAGCCUUCCUCAUGUAGGCUUUUACACAGGAAAGCAGUUCUGCACUGUGAUACUGUGCAGCGUGUAUCCACAGGUAAAGGGCACUUACCAUAAGCUUGUAAAGGCGGUGUUGGCCCUGGUGUCUGUCUGGGAAUUUUGUCUAAAUGCCUGAGACUAUGAGCACAAAAUGCAUCUUUAGCAUCCUACAUUCCCCUGUACAUUCCUUUUUUUCUGGAUCAUGUGACCUGUACAUGUGAUGUGAAAUUGCUUUUGAAAUGUAUAUCCAGAAAAAAAAAGCAGAAAUAAAGAUUGUUUUAAAUAAUUAAAAAAAUUUACAAAUCAAAGCUGCUGAACCAUCUCUUGUACCUUGGCAAACUUUGUUUUCCCUUUUAAAAAACAAAAUAAAAAAGCAAAAGCAAAAAUAAUUUCAUUUUAAAAAAUGAAAGUUUUCAAUAUGCUAUUUUUACUUGUGGUUGAAGCAAUAGAAUUUUUUGAAUUAUGAAUUGUGCAUGACUGUCUUGAGUGUAAUACAAAAUAAACAGUUUGAAAAGUGGACUGAAAUAAAAAAUGAAAAAUUCUGAA
Messenger RNA from Anguilla anguilla (European eel), 4536 nucleotides. Its product is annotated as serine/threonine-protein kinase PAK 3-like. The record is from RefSeq and is a predicted model, not a curated record. The transcript has 16 exons. Gene Ontology annotation, cellular component: cytoplasm. Lineage: Eukaryota; Metazoa; Chordata; Actinopteri; Anguilliformes; Anguillidae. Gene Ontology annotation, molecular function: ATP binding; protein serine/threonine kinase activity. Bases 222 to 1958 code for a protein of 578 amino acids. Gene Ontology annotation, biological process: regulation of axonogenesis; regulation of actin cytoskeleton organization; regulation of MAPK cascade.